Bombyx mori (domestic silkworm) is the source of this 1256-nucleotide messenger RNA. RefSeq names its product diuretic hormone 31 (gene Dh31). The transcript has 5 exons. Gene Ontology annotation, molecular function: G protein-coupled receptor binding; diuretic hormone activity. NCBI's taxonomy places the organism in Eukaryota, Metazoa, Arthropoda, Insecta, Lepidoptera, Bombycidae. The coding region runs from base 150 to 485 and encodes 111 amino acids. Gene Ontology annotation, biological process: body fluid secretion. The record is from RefSeq and is a predicted model, not a curated record.
AGGGCGGUGGGCGGCCCAGGGCGGCGCCCGCUCUGCUUGAUGAUAUAUAAGGAGAGCUUGGGCGGGCGGCGGCACAACACUUGUUGCCAUCACGCAGUAGGUGCUGUGCUCCUGAUCGUCGACGCCGCUGCAACUUCACGACGCUCAAAAUGGUAAAGUUCACCUGCGUGUUGGCGAGCUGCGUGCUCCUCGCUUUCCUUCUCGUCGUGCCCUCGUUCGGAUACCCCAGUAUCAACGACUACUACCGUGAUGAUGGCCAAUACGAUCCUGACGAGAUCAUUGAUAUGCUGGGCCGCCUUGGAAACCUCAUUCAGAUGGAACGCAAAAUGCAGAACUACAAGAAUGACAUUACUAGCGAGAAACGAGCUUUCGAUCUUGGUCUUGGCCGCGGUUAUUCUGGAGCUCUUCAAGCCAAGCAUCUCAUGGGAUUGGCGGCUGCUAACUUCGCCGGCGGCCCCGGAAGAAGGCGACGAAACGCCCAAUAAACACAAGAACCUCACAAUUAUAAAUUCAAAGAUAUAAACCCAUUUUUAUUAACAGUAUUAAACAAUUCGUUAAUAAUAUGCAUUCAAGUGAUACUGAUCGGUCCCACAGACCAAUGCUAUUAGCAAUUCAUCCAUGUGAAAUUAUAAUUAAAAAAAAAAAUACUAAAAAAUAUUCGCGCUUGAAGCAUAUUGUUAUGUAUCUAAAAGUUUUAUAGAAAUAAAUACACUUAAAUAUAUUCUAUUUAUAUACCUAAGUCUGUGGUCAAAUUUAAUUUACAUUUAUAUUUUCAAUAUCUUUAUUUGAAUCAACUUCAUUACAGGCUCUAAAAUUAUAAAAUAAAUAUUUUUUUGUCAAAUACGCAGAUAAUAACUCAAUUAUGAUAAUAAUAAGUUAAAACUAUACAUAUUGUGUAACAAAACUAAAAUUACAUUACUAACAGAAACAUCGGGAAAUUAAAUUAAAUUAUUUUGAUUACUUCCAAUCCUCUAGUCAAAGUCUCUAGUCUCUAAAAAAAUUGUUUUUGAUAUUCAAAAUCCUUUUAUCGACCAGCCAAUUCCAAUCUUGUUUUAAUAGUUCUUUUCAUAAGUUAAUGUAGAAAGAUUUAAGCUUACAUAUUUGGAGUUUCUAUUGUCAUUAAAAUAAUAUACCUGUUUCCUGUUCGUAGUUUACGUCUUAUUGUUCGAUACUUGAGUGAUGCAGAUUUGUUAUUUAAACUUAAAAUACCUUCUGUUUAGACUUUAAUGUUACAAAUAAAGAGAUAUUCAUAUUUA